This is a messenger RNA of Panicum virgatum (switchgrass), 765 nucleotides long. RefSeq names its product subtilisin-chymotrypsin inhibitor-2B-like. NCBI's taxonomy places the organism in Eukaryota, Viridiplantae, Streptophyta, Magnoliopsida, Poales, Poaceae. The record is from RefSeq and is a predicted model, not a curated record. Bases 95 to 460 code for a protein of 121 amino acids. The transcript has 2 exons. Gene Ontology annotation, biological process: response to wounding. Gene Ontology annotation, molecular function: serine-type endopeptidase inhibitor activity.
AGGGUAUGUGAUGUGAGAUCGCCAAGUGAUCCAAAGCCGGUUGCUUGCACCAAUUAGGGAUGGAAAACCAUGUCGACGAGGUAAUAAGGAUCGGAUGAUCCUCUCUCACUCACCUCUCGCCGGCCGGGUGGGCCUAUAUAUCAGGCACACCCCACCACCUCCCCCAGGCGCAGAUCGAUCGAGCACCCCAAACUUGCACACAAUCACCAUCAGUUCUAGUAGACAAGACAUAUCGACAUCGACGAUGAGCUCCGUGGACGCCACCGGCGGCGAGAAGAAGACGUCGUGGCCGGAGGUGGUGGGCCUGCCGGCGGAGGAGGCCAAGAAGAUCAUCCUCAAGGACAUGCCCGACGCCGACGUCGUCGUCCUGCCCGCCGGCUCGCCGGUGACCAUGGACUGGAGGUCCAACCGCGUCCGCGUCUUCGUCGACACCGUCGCUCAGACCCCGACGGUGGGUUGAAUGAUAAACGUACCGCCUGCAUGCUGGAUCAAAGCUGCUAGCUAGCGCCUACACCCUUGAUGUUCCUUCCUGAUUACCCUUACUGGUUUAGCUUUUAGCUAGUACACUAGAAAAGGGAAGAUCUAGAGAUCAAAUAAUUGAAGCUCAUCAAAUAGUAUGGGGAAUGGAGCUAGCUGCUGUCUAGAAUAAAACUGAUGGAAUGCAUGAAUAAACAAUGCUGUACGUCAUGAGUGUAUUAUGCAUUUGAAUAAAUGUUCUUCUCUAUCUGUUAUAUUUUCCUAAAUAAAGAAAAUGAAUUAUGAGCA